CGACGAUACAGCCAUUUUCUGACUUCAGCAGAAAGCUCAGCGCAUUUAGCUAGAUUGAGGGUAUAUUUGCUAAUACAUAGGGUUGUGUUUUAACAUUACAAACUGUUAUAUCGCUGUGUUUUUGGUGUGCUCGUCCUAGCUUUAGCUAACGUUAGCCUCGGUAGCCUGGCGUGUGACGCGCACGGAGGUUGACUAAAUGUCCAGACCACGGUCGCGAUCUCCUCACUACAGGAGGUUCCCAUGGGAGGAACCAGACUUUGAUCCUUACAAAGUCCUUGCAGAACUGGACGGGAACCCGCUGGACCGGAGUCACCGCCUCAGAAAGGAUCCUGAAGAGCACUGGGACUACUUCAGGGAAGACAUGUACCCAGAAGGCCAGAGAAGAUCCCCUCCUUUCCCAGAUGACCGUCAGUUUUCGCAUCAACGUCGUCCAGACGAGGAGGAGUUUUACCACAGACGGCCAUCGCCCCAUUAUGAUGUGCGCUACGAUGACCGGGGGCUCUCGCCACUGCAUAAUGUAGGAGGAGAUGGAAAUAGACGCAGAGGGGGGUUUAGAGAACACUUCCAGAGUUUUGGAAACAGGGGGAGGUUUCCUCACUCCCCCCCGAGUGUGGUGACGGAAAGGUUGCCACAGGUGCGAAGGUCUCACAUGGACCACCAACAGAGAGAGGCGGGGCUGGGCUGGAGAGAGGAGCAGGGCAGAGGUCGAGGGAGGUUCAGAGACCUCAGUCCCGGUGUGAGAACAGAUGACCAAAGAGGCGGAGUAGAUAGGGAAAGAGGAAGGAGGAACGCACAGGGUCCCAACAGAGACAGACGAAGGCCGGAUCCACAUCAAGAGAGGAACCCCCCCUUUAAAAGGCAAAGACGAGAAAUGGAUGACGCCAAUCACCCUGGGUACAGGAAUGAGGAGGACUUUGGGGAACUGCGUUACUCAGUGGACGCACCCCGAGAUGGGUUUGGAGGAGACGUUCAGGGGAGCCUCCUCCACAGAGGCGCUCAUCACUCGAGGCCACUCGUCAUUGAACACGAUCACGGUAUCGCAGAGAGCAGAGAGCCGUCACGGUGGGAACACUUUGACGAGCACAGAGAUCUGGACCCUGACUUUGAUCGACGGAGGAGUCCCCGCCCACUGAGCUCCUCGCAGGAGCGGUUCAGGACGCCAGACAGCAGGCUGGAUGAUCGGGAAGACAUGAGAGGACGCCGAUUACAAGAUAAUUGGAGAGACACAAACUAUCUUGAAACGAGGAGGAGCCCUGUGCCGCAAGAUAGACCCAACCCCAUGAGAUAUGGUAAUCGAGAUGGUUCUGUGAUCCACAAGGGGCGGGGCAGUCCUCGCCCGGCCAGGGGGAGGUUGAAUCGCGGACAGGGCGGAAGGACUGGACCGUCCAGGAAUCAUCCACGCUUACAGCAGUCCCCCCAGGAAUACCAAGAUCCUCCUCAUGAAGAGCAAAGACCAGCGUACCGACCCUUCAGGCAAGAUUGUUACGAGGAUCCCACUGAAGAGGAGCCAAACUGGGCGGAACGGUGGGAAGACGUCAGGGCCACAAGUCUGGACCGACACCUACCGAGGGACGACUUGGACCCUAAAAUGCCCCGUCAGAGGGAGCGCGUGUGGAACGAUCAGAAAACCAAUAACAUGAGCGCCGUAAAGGAGGAAACGUUAACCAUUAAAGUGGACAUGAGCCGACCCGUUAACCAAAACAGCUCGCUGUGUUACUCCUCAGACAGGCAGCUCUCUUUAGACCUCGUCAACGUGGGUCGUCAGCGUCUGGACUUCCUGCCCAUGCUGGAGCACUCUGGGACGUACCGGGAGACGGCCACGCACACCGGGACGUUUGCACAGGAGAUCAUCACGCUGGUGCACCACGUCAAAGAGCAAUAUUUCAGAGAUGACGGGGUCACCCUGAACGAGCGUUUCUCCGCUCCUCAGAAAGGCGGCUACUCUGAAGAAGAGACGGAGGAGCUGACGUUGGAUGAGAGGUUCAGUUCAAACCGAGGCUUCAGUCUCAACAUGAACUCGCUGCUGGAUGACGACGAGCCUCUGUUCUCCAGACUGGGACCGAUGCAGGGUUUGAACCAGCAGCCGGUGCGAGGCCCGGGGGACCUGAGGCACGACCUGGAGAGGAGGCGGCAGGAGAGACUGGAGGGGGUGAAGGUCACGAUACCAGGGAGCAGUAUGUCACAGCGUCAGCUCGGUCCAGCCGGUGAGCCGGGGUUAGACUACAGUGAGCAGCUGGCUCAGGUGGAGGACGAGGGGUUCUCCGCCUGGUCCGAGGAGCAAAGCAGGAGACGAGACGACAACAUGGUACCGAGGAGAGGAGGUCCGUACAGACCGAGCGCAGGCCCCCAGCGCAGGAGCAAUCGCUUCGGUAACCGCGGCGGAUCGCUGAGGCGACAGAACAACCGCAACAACCCUGCAGGUCCUAACUGGUGAUCGGACAGUGGAAAGGUAUUUCAUUUGGAUGUUGCUGACUUGUUCUCGACUGAUAACACAUCUAGUAAAAACCAGCCAAUCGGGGGGGAAGUGUUUCGUCCUUGACUUGGGCCGAUUGUGGCCCGUGUUGAUUCUGAUCAACAGCACAAUGUUGACGCAUUUAAAAAAAACUGUGAAGAAGUCUCCGCUCUGUCGGUGUUUGUGAAAUGUGAAACGUUGACACCUGCAGAGCUGGAGCUUCACAUUUUCCAACUUUGUUAUCUCUUCACACUUUUUCUGUCUUCACAUCUUCGUUUUUUGUUUUUUUUUGUGUGUGUGUCUUCCUGUUGAUUUCUUUCUCUCUUCAUUUAAAACUCAAACAGUCGCUGUUCAUCCGGUUGAAAUCAGCAGCUGAAUCGUUACUGAGAAAUGUAAAAGGUGAAAUUGAGAAAAACACACAAAAGGUCAAGUGAAGUGAUUUUUCCUGCUGACGGAUCAUCAUCACAUCCUCCCUCCCCGUUAUCAGAGAAGUACACAUCGCCAGUGUUGGUUUAGCUGCUUGUUGACGAUGUAGGUCUGUUAAUUUAACAUCCUGUCGUUUUCUUUCCGUCUCCGUUGUUUUUCUCGUCUGUACGGUCCAACAUUACACGUUACACCAGCCUCGCUGUCGGUGACAUGAGCGGACGUCACAGGCCGCUCUCCAGUUGUUACUGUUCAA
Messenger RNA from Seriola dumerili (greater amberjack), 3131 nucleotides. RefSeq names its product bcl-2-associated transcription factor 1-like. The transcript is spliced from 11 exons. Gene Ontology annotation, biological process: positive regulation of transcription by RNA polymerase II. NCBI's taxonomy places the organism in Eukaryota, Metazoa, Chordata, Actinopteri, Carangiformes, Carangidae. Gene Ontology annotation, molecular function: transcription coregulator activity; DNA binding. Gene Ontology annotation, cellular component: mediator complex. The coding region runs from base 197 to 2434 and encodes 745 amino acids. The record is from RefSeq and is a predicted model, not a curated record.